UUAUUCUAUAUCUAAACACUGGAAAGUGAAAAUCACUGCACCAGUCAAUUUCACUUUCUAUUGUAGCCUAUAUAAGUGCAGCUGCAAUCAUUGUUUCACAUCUAUAUCAGCAUCUCAGUCUCAGGAGGAACUAGUACCAACAAGACUCGGAUAGCAUUUUUAUAUUCCCCCUCUGAAAAGCAAAGAUGGGCGGAGAAGUCUCUACACCAUCACCAUCACCACCACCACCACCACCACCAUCAAAGGAAUUUGACAAACAAUGGAGGAAAACAUGUUGGAGUAAACUAGAGAGAGAUGCCAUGGUGGCUGCACUGAGGAACUUUGAACUGAGUGAUCCUGAUGUGGGUCAGCUGAGAUGCCUGCUACAUGGACCAGUCGGUGCAGGGAAGUCCAGCUUCAUCAACUCAGUCAACAACGUUUUCCAAGGACGAUCAACACAUAAUGCCCUGGUAGCUGCUGCCUGUGGCACAACUUUCACCAUGAAAUAUAAGACACACUACAUUCAAGGCCGUAAAGGAGAAAAACGUCUGCCCUUUGCAUUCAAUGAUGUCAUGGGUCUGGAGACACAGAAAAAUGGGUUGCACCCUGAUGACAUCAUCAAUGCUCUGAAGGGCCAUCUACCUGAGGGCUAUGAGUUCAAUCCUUUACACCCACUAUCGGACCAAAAAGCAGAAUACAUUCAGAAUCCCAGUUUAAGUGACAAAACUCACUGUCUGGUCAGUAUUGUGACAGCAGACACAAUCUCUCGCAUGGAUAAGGAUGUCAUAGACAAGAUGAAACACAUCAGGGCAGAAGCCAGUAAACUGCAAAUCCCUCAAGUUGUUGUCAUGACCAUGCCAGACAAGGCUUGUGAGCUGGUGAACAGGGAUGUGAAGAGAAUCUACUACAGCAAGGCAAUCAAAGAUAAGAUGCAGAUCUGCAGUAAUGAGCUGGGCGUUCCAAUGAACUGCAUCCUGCCUGUGAAGAACUACCAUGAGGAGGGGAUGCUGGAUGACGACAUGGACAUUCUGAUCCUGAACGCCAUGACUCAGAUUAUGAACUUCGCCAACGACUACAUCUGGGACCUCCAACAACAUGCAUGAGUGUCACACGCUAGGAGAUUAGAGAGCCAUGCAGUACAUAGCCUAGAUUUGAUUUCAGAGUAAUUCAAGGUUAAUGUAGUCUUUUUCCCCCAUAGGAAAUAGGAAAUUUGUUUUCGAGGCAGGAUAAAGUAACAUUGGAGGGAAAGUUGUCCUUCACAUUUUUUCAUAUUGUGGUUGUAUCAUUUAACUUAAUAUAAAAGCCUAAAUAAACUGUUUAAAGCUACAAUAUGCACCUGCGUGACAAAAACCUUGAAAGAAUGUGCAUGCAUUGGAUAUGCAUUAUACUACUUUAAACUAUACAUGUAACACCCAACAGUGUACACUUGCAUUAGAUGAGCUAAUAUCCUUGCUAUAUUGCAAAAACAUGAUGCAGAUAACUCACAUUGAUUUUAUAUCGAUCGUUGUAAUCUUCAAUAUUUGAUGUGAUGUUAUAGUUGUGUUUUUUAUGCUUUUCCCUGGUAAAAAGAUAUAUAUAGGAUUUCAAUACAAAUUCAAUUUAGAAUCCAAUAGAAAAUCCUAGAAGAUUUUGGAACCUAUCCUAAAGGAUUCCAAUAGGACUGGUUCCAAAAUCUGAUGGGAUUUUUCUAUUGGAUUCUUGUAUUGGAUUCAUAUAGGAUCCUAUAAGAUAAAAUCCUAUAGGAUAGAAUCAAAUCAUAUAGUAUUUGUCACAUGCUUCGUAAACAACAGAUGUAGACUAACAGUGAAAUGCUUACUUACGGGCGCUUCCCAACAAUGCAGAGACAAAAAAA
Messenger RNA from Oncorhynchus mykiss (rainbow trout), 1831 nucleotides. Its product is annotated as interferon-induced protein 44. The record is from RefSeq and is a predicted model, not a curated record. Gene Ontology annotation, biological process: immune response. Lineage: Eukaryota; Metazoa; Chordata; Actinopteri; Salmoniformes; Salmonidae.